AUGAAAGAAUGCCAAUACUCUCCGCUUGCACCAAGUCGCCAAAUUCGCCUCUUGAAGCUAUGUGCCGGAACAGAGGCAGAGAAGCUAUCCGGCGAGCUGGUGCACGUCUUCCUCGAUGAGAAGCCAUCCUUCACCGCGCUUUCCUACGCAUGGGGCGAUUCGCAGCCGCGAAAAUCAUUUUGUUGCUUGAAUCUCAAGAUGGAUAUUGGCCUCAGCCUACACAGCGCCUUGCGCAAUCUCCGACAGCCUACCUGCGACACCCUCCUCUGGGCAGAUGCGCUCUGCAUUAACCAACAUCAUAUCUCGGAGCGCAGCCAGCAGGUCAGGAUGAUGAGCGACAUAUACGCCGCUGCGUUCGCUACAGUUAUCUGGCUUGGCGAGGAAUCGAGCGACGUCAAGAUGGCCUUUGGCUGGCUACGCAGGUUCGCCAUGGCUUGGGGCAUGCCGGAGUCUGGCCCAGACUUGAUUACCGAAAGUCGGGCUGAGGGGCCGUUGCAGGCGGCGUUCGGCAGGCACCGAACUGCUGCGUUUGGACAUAUCUGGGCUCUGCUUAACCGUCAAUGGUUCACACGGAAGUGGGUCAUUCAAGAGCUGGUGAAAUCGCAAAGGCCAAAGUUAAUGGUCGACAGAUUAUAUCUCCCAUGCACUACGCUAGUUCGCUGGAUCAGCUUCGUCGAGUGGUGCCCGAAAACAAAGAAGGAGUUCAUACAAACCUGCCCCAAUCCUCUCGAGGCCGGUGGAAAGGUGUUGGGAUUAUCUCUGCUGCGAGCUUCACUUCUCACGCGCAUAGACGGUACGGAGAAGCAACUUCUGCCGUUUCUUAUCGUGAGGACGCUGGAAUUCAGAUGCGCUGAUCCCCGUGAUCACAUUUUCGCGAUGAUAGGUAUCGCAUCCGAUGCCGACCGCUUUGAUCUGAUCGACUACAGAAGCCCAAUGGAGAAGGUUUGUCGACAGUUCGCGUCUAUUUGCGUCGCCGACAGCAUGAGUCUCAAGUUGCUUUGGUCUCUCGUUUGCUUUACUCCGUUAAAGUGUCGGAUACGUUCUUGGGUGCCAAAUAUUCAAAGCGUGGUGAGCAAUAGGGACCGGGGUACCUUGGUCACCCAGUUCUCUGUACAGCAGUACAAAGAUCAUAACGCAUCUGGAGACACGGUGCUGCAAACGGUGUUACACGAUGGCGGUGAUAUCCUAGUGAUACGGGGCUGCAUCAUCGACAGGGUUCGCUUUCUCGGAUCGGACAACAGAAGCCUCGGCGACGCUCGCAUUGUCGAAAAGGUAUUCAAUAGGGAUCUGUAUUCCUUUCGGAAGAAUAUUCAGGCGAUGCAAAGGCGGAGAUGGGAAUGGCUUGAAGAAUAUUUGGCUAUUGCAAAGGCCUCGGGCGCGACUAACGUCGAGGGAGCUUUACAGAACGCAUUGCUGGGUGAUUCUUUCAUCAACAAAGAAGUUCCUCAGGGUUUGGCAGUGGUCAGGACAGAGUUUGCUACUCAAAUGCAGCUUUACAAAGCUAUGGCCCACGAAAGCAACCAUAGUAGGUGGUUAUCCGCCGUGAUGACAAGCAUGGGCCUUGAAUCGAGCCAUCUCCUCGAGAGCAUGAUACUAGAAAAGCUGCACCGGCGGUUUGGCAGUACGGAGAGCGGAAGGCUAGGCUGGCUGACGCCGGUGGCUGAGGAGGGAGACUUCAUCUGUAU
Colletotrichum tamarilloi is the source of this 1685-nucleotide messenger RNA. RefSeq lists its product as uncharacterized. NCBI's taxonomy places the organism in Eukaryota, Fungi, Ascomycota, Sordariomycetes, Glomerellales, Glomerellaceae. The annotation marks the transcript as partial. The record is from RefSeq and is a predicted model, not a curated record. The transcript has a single exon.